This is a messenger RNA of Alnus glutinosa, 836 nucleotides long. RefSeq lists its product as uncharacterized. Lineage: Eukaryota; Viridiplantae; Streptophyta; Magnoliopsida; Fagales; Betulaceae. The record is from RefSeq and is a predicted model, not a curated record. The transcript has 2 exons. Bases 242 to 604 code for a protein of 120 amino acids.
GCUUGAGGAAGAGUAGGUGAAAAGUGUUAGAUUGAUUGGAGGAUAGCUACAUGCAUGCUUCUAGCCUAAGCAAUUCUCUCUAUAAACCUCCAUAAACCCUCGGCUUAUAUAAGUCCGGAUCCCCAAAGAGCCAGUAGAAACUUUUGUUAUUGCAUGUUGGACGUGUAUAUUUUGCAAGACAAACUCUAAGGUGGCCUGGUGGGAGAGAGAGAGAGAGCACCUUGUUUUGGCAGAGACGGUGAUGGCCGCCUGCAGGGAAGAACCAGCUAGCGCAGUGAUGCUCUCGGGAGGACAGAGAGAACCGCCCGGACCGGGUGGAUGGGAUCCACCUGGUCCUGGUGCACCAGGACGUUUCUUCUGCAAGAUUGGUUCUUGCCUGAACUUCUUAUGCUGCUGCUGGUUCCUAAAAGAUUGCUUUGGAGGUCCAUUGAGCCCACCUGGGCCUCCGGGACGACCCGAUCCAGCACUGGAAGCACGUGCAGGAACGGAAGCAGUACCUCCCUACCGUGUCAGCGAACGGCCUGCUUGCCCCGCCCCUGUGGCUACCGCGCAGGAAUGCUAUCCCACCUGCGACUCUCCUCCACGUGGGUUUAGAAAAUUCUAGCCCCGACGGACUCCCUCUGGCGCCUGGUUAAUUUCUGAUAGUUCCCACUAUUUAAAUUUACGUCUAUGUAUUAUGCAAAAAUAAUGACAGCUUAAUUUGGAGCAAAAGGACUUGUAUUAAUCUUGAAAGACAUUAUUGAUCCCUGGUUUUUUGUUUACCAGUUAAAUGUCUCUUUAUCGAAGGAUGCAUCAUGCAUGUUUGACAUUUGUAUGAAUUGACUUGAUCAUAACCG